CAAGGUCAUGAUCCUGGAGGUCGUUCCAGCUUCAAGCCCUCCUCCCUGGACCUGGACCGGCCCUACGACCCAUCGCACCGCCAGUCCUCCCAUCUCGAACGCCAGAAGAAGACAAGGUCAAUGAUUAUUCUACAAGACUCCUCCCACUUACCCGUGGAGCCCACCGACAUCCCCCGGCCCUCUGCCUCUGCUACACCACCCGAGCGAAUUAAAAGGAAAGGACGGGUGAUUGACAACCCGUACGCCAAUGUGGGCCAGUUUAGUAUUGGGUUGUACACGCCCACCAAGCCCCAGCGCAAGAAGAGCCCUCUGGUGAAACAGCUACAGGUGGAGGACGCUCAGGAGAGAGCCAGCAUCGCCUUGGCUGUCGCCCACUCCCGAGAGCCCUCCCCCUCAGGUCGACACCCACACACCCACGGCCACACACACACCAGCCGGGCCGACUACUACCAGCAGCAGCUGAUGGUGGAGCGCGAGCGUAUGCGUCUCCAGGGAGAGGCCCUGCUACAGGGGAAAGGGCCGUUCGCUGCCGCUAUCGCUGGUGCUGUGAAGGACCGAGAGCGCCGUCUAGAGGAACGGAGGAAAUCAACAGUCUUCCUGUCGGUGGGGACCAUGGAGGGGGGGUCUGGGUCUGUCCCUGAGGCCCCCUCCUACACCACAUCUCGCUCCAUCGAUGAGCGCCUGCUCAGCAGAGAAUUUGGCCAGCUGCCACCCCCUGCCCUGGCCCUGCGUCCCUCACCUGGUGGCACUACCUUCAUCCACCCACUCACAGGGAAGCCCCUGGAUCCUAACUCGCCCCUGGCUCUUGCGCUGGCCGCAAGAGAGCGGGCACUUACCUCCCAGACCCAGUCCCCCGCCAGCAGCCCUGAGCCCAGGACUAAACAGGAAAGGGCUGGGGCUGGAAGUCAGGGGGCUUCGCUCUUCAUCGACAGCCAGACCAAAGAGCCUCAGGAUGGGGAUGGGAGUCCGGGGUCACCCCAGGCUGGUAAACCCCAGUGGGGAGCAUCCUCACCCACCUUGCUUCGGCCGGAGAUGGAGGGAAGAGUAGAUGAGAGGAAGGAGGAGAGGAGAACGGAGGAUAAGAAGAGUUUGUUGAUCAGUAUCAUGGAUACAUCCCAACAGAAGACGGCUGGACUAAUCAUGGUCCAUGCCACGAGUAACGGCCAGGCAGUGGGUCUGGAACCAGGGCUGGAGCAGACACCCACCUCCACAGCCACCGAGCCCAGUAAACCCUCCCUCAGUCGGGUUCCAUCGCCCAGCCCCUCUGCCUCUCAGCCCCAGGCCCAGCCCCAGGCCCAGCACCCCUCCAGCCCAGCCCAGGCUACCUUGGCCCAGGGCAGUUCAGAGGAAGAUGUGGAGCCCUACACAGUGAACCUACCUCCAGCCAUGCUGUCCUCAAGUGACGAGGAGACCAGAGAGGAGCUGAAGAAGAUCGGGGUGCUCCCACCUCCGGAUGAGUUCGCCAAUGGGUUGUUGGCCAAGGCACAAGCACUGGAACAAGCCCAAGCCCAAGCCCAAGCCCAAGCCCAAGCCCAAGCCCAAGCUCAAGCCCAAGCCCAAGCCCAAGCCCAGGGGACCCCUGUACCCCAGUCUAAAUCCGUCACCUCCCCCACAACAUCUACCACCCCUACUCCCCUCACCCCUUCCACCACCACCCCAACCCCCAGCCUGUCCCCCACCCAGCCUCAGGGCCCUCCUCUCCAGCCUUCCCCUGGAGGAGCAGUCGUUUCAGGGAAGCCCUCGGACCCGGACCAGCCCCAUCCUCCAGCCCUGCUGGUUGAGUCUGGUUCAGCAGCAGACUCUGGUGUGGAGGAGGCAGACACACGCAGCUCCAGUGAGAGAGAGCGAGACCACCACCUGGAGACCACCAGCACCGUGUCCACCGUCUCCAGCAUGUCCACUCUGUCCUCGGAGAGUGGUGAGCCCGCCGACACACAUACCUCCUAUGCCGACGGGCAGACCUUUGUGCUCGACAAGCCACCAGUGCCUCCCAAGCCCAGGCUAAAAUCCCACAUCGGAGGCAGUAAAGGCCCGGUAACCUUCAGGGACCCGUUGCUAAAGCAGAGCUCUGACAGCGAGCUGUUAUCCCAGCAGCAGGCAGCUGCUCUUGCUGCAGCAGCGGCCGGAGGGCCAGGGCUGGGGCAUGGAGGCCUUGGGUCUGGAGGCCUGGGGUCAGGCUCUAUAUCUGGUCUGGUGGGAGGCCCUGGGAGGCCCCGCUACCUCUUCCAGAGGAGGUCCAAGCUGUGGGGGGACCAGAUGGAGGCGCGAGGACCCGGGGUGGGGUUAGGGAUGGGGAGUCUUGGCAGUCUAGGGGGGUUGGGGCUAGGGCUGGGGGGUGAGGAGGGAGGCAAACCAUCGGUGAUUGGGGAACUGAGUUCCAGACUGCAGCAGCUGAAUAAGGAUACCAGGUCUCUGGGGGAGGAGGAGCCACUGGGGGCAUCGCUGGACCCUGGGAGGAAGUCCCCUGUGACAGGUGCCAGGUAA
Molecule: messenger RNA, 2484 nt
Organism: Oncorhynchus gorbuscha (pink salmon)
Lineage: Eukaryota; Metazoa; Chordata; Actinopteri; Salmoniformes; Salmonidae
Product: SH3 and multiple ankyrin repeat domains protein 3-like
Exons: 2
Coding region: 121-2484 (787 amino acids)
Cellular component (GO): postsynaptic density; dendritic spine; postsynaptic membrane
Molecular function (GO): synaptic receptor adaptor activity; ionotropic glutamate receptor binding
Source: RefSeq, a predicted model, not a curated record